Molecule: messenger RNA, 1340 nt
Organism: Bufo bufo (common toad)
Lineage: Eukaryota; Metazoa; Chordata; Amphibia; Anura; Bufonidae
Product: gastrula zinc finger protein XlCGF66.1-like
Exons: 7
Coding region: 273-1340 (355 amino acids)
Biological process (GO): regulation of DNA-templated transcription
Source: RefSeq, a predicted model, not a curated record
UUUAAGACGUCAGUACAGUACAGUGGCGGCCAUGUUUCUGUGGUCCUGUUGUAACUAUCAGAGUACGGAGCGGAGAAGUGUGCUCCCGACUCUCCAGCACUACAAGUCCCAGAAUCCCCGAAGACCUCUAGAUGACUACAAAUUCCAGCAAUCAUUGCUUCUUUCUUCUUACUGACAGACUGUGUAUUACUGGACCGGGAAUCCCCUGACUGAAAGGUCACAUCACCCUUCAUUCUGUUCUUACUGCCAAAAACAACCCCUGCAUAGUUAUAAUGGAGAAAGACGGAUGGGACGUGACUAAGAAGAUAUUAAACAUCACCCUCGAGAUCAUCUAUCUACUGACUGGAGAGCAUUACACAGAAGUAAAGAAGAUAUCUAGUGAUCUGAAAACUCCAUCUGUCUUGCAAGGAUGGAGUGGAAUGCAGAGCCCCAUCAUGGACAAUGAACAGAAGAUAUUAGAGCUCACCAGGAAAAUCAUUGAGCUGCUGACAGGAGAGGUUCCUAUAAGAUAUCAGGAUGUUGCUGUCUAUCUCUCCAUGGAGGAGUGGGAAUAUUUAGAAGAGCACAAGGAUCUUUACAAGGACAUCAUGAUGGAGGAUACCCAGCCCUUCACAUUACCAGAUGAAGCUAAUGAAACCACUCCAGCAGAGAGAUGUCUCAGUACUCGAUGUUACCAAGACUGCCCAGAGGAUAUUCGCAAUGUCCCACAGGAACAUCAUGGAACAGAGGAUGAAGGUUUGAUUAAUAUUAAAGCUGAGGUAAGAAAACGAGAAGAGGAGACAUAUAUCAUCUGUGAUCACCUCUGUAAGGAGGAAGCGACUCCUACUUACAUCAAUAAGGAUGGCCACUACAGCAGCAUUGGUACAUGGGACACAUGUCUUGAUUUACCUCAAUACUGUAAAAUAGAAGAGAACAAUGUAGCAGAUUCACUAGAAUGUCCCAUCACUCAUCUAAAGCAACAAGAUCUGCCGUCAGCCUCUUCUAAUUCUGAGGAAUGUUCAAAUACGACAGACAUUCUUAAAUCCAGUGCAGUUAGAAGAAAUUAUAAAACCUUCCAGUGCACUGAAUGCUGCAAAACUUUCAGCCAGAAUGCUGACCUAAUCAGGCAUUCUAGAGUACACACGGAAUCCACACAGGAGUCAAGCCUCACCAUUGUAUUGAGUGCAGAAAAUGCUUCACUCACAAGUCAGAUCUUAAUAGACAUAGAAGAGUCCACACUGGAGAAAAGCCAUUUUUUUGUGCAGAAUGUGGGAGACGGUUUGCACAAAGAGCAAAUCUUGCCAUACACCAAAAAAUUCACCUACAGAAGCAAUUUCCAUGAAUUUAUUGAGGUGUCAUAG